Messenger RNA from Daldinia vernicosa, 1316 nucleotides. RefSeq names its product Isochorismatase hydrolase. Lineage: Eukaryota; Fungi; Ascomycota; Sordariomycetes; Xylariales; Hypoxylaceae. The transcript has a single exon. The record is from RefSeq and is a predicted model, not a curated record. Bases 511 to 1161 code for a protein of 216 amino acids.
CUUAUUAAUAAAUACAUCUAAACACAUAUUUUAAGACAAAUCCAAUCCUUUGGGAGAACACCCGACUGCUGAUGUCAGUUACCUACUAUUAUCGGCAACUCAGCUACCCUCUUCAGCAGGUCGCCAUUAACGCCAUCGUCUCGUUUAUACUAACCACGAUUUUCUAAACAUAUAUAGCGCCGGCGUCUAAACCGGGCAAACGAGAGCAUUAAUUAAUACGGUCUUUCAGCCGGAUUAUCUCGUUAGAAUGAUCGGGUGGGUGCAUAGGAAUAUACUAACCAUACGUACGGAAGGUAUUUCAAUGACCCCCAAAUGUAAUGAUUGCCUAUUAUUAAUCAUCCCGAGAUUUUUGUGACUCACGGCGAAAGCUCCGGUCGUCAUCGGAGAGAAGCUGACGGCGGUUUAAUUGUAAAUUAUAUGUAGGAACCUAUGUAAGAACCAUACUUCAUUCUGUGAGUUGCAAGUUGUAAUCUAUUUUUAUAAGAAAAUUCAAAAUCAAAUUAAAUCAAAAUGAAGUCUGCCAACUUCGCCAAGACAGCUUUAAUUAUCAUUGACGUUCAAAAUGGAUUCCGACACCCAACACAUUGGGGCGCUAGCCGCAGUACACCUGAAUUCGAGGAGAACGUCGCGCUUCUGCUGAACGCGGCACGGGAAUAUAAUAAGAGGCUAGGUGAAGACGCGGUAGACAUUUAUCACGUCCACCAUCAUAGCAUCUAUCCAGACUCGAUGCUCUAUCCUGGUACUCAGGUUGAGAUAGAUGGCAAACUAGUCGAAGCGGUACAGCCGCAGUUGUUUGCACAGCCAGAACCGCAGGAACCCGUCUUUAUCAAGAAUGUCAACUCAUCCUUCAUUGGCACCAAGCUAGAAGCCCAUCUCAAAGCCCAGGGAGUUAGACAACUCGUCAUAAUGGGCCUUACAACAGACCACUGUGUUAGCACGACUACAAGGAUGGCUAACAAUCUAAGGGUUGUAUCCGUAACAAGUCCAACCGGUGAACUCGAUGAAGGCGAUAUCGUUCUCGUCGGCGAUGCAUGCGCCACGUUUUCAAAGGGUGGAAUCGAUGCCGAAACGGUGCAUAAAGUGAAUCUUGCUUCUUUAAACGAUGAGUUUGCUCAAGUUUCAACCACGCAAGACGUCCUGCAUAACGUAUUUGGAAACUAAAUUGCUAUCUAAAAUUUGUUUUCUCAUCUACUAGCCGCUGGGGGGUAUCUAGAUAUAUGCGUUCUCGAAAAGAAGCCCAAUCAAUAAUCAAUCCAUCAUGUAACCCAUUGAUCCUGCGCAGUCUAACAUCACACCAAGUUGUGGUGUGGUCAGGU